CUGGUUGUCAAGAUGGCGGAGCUGUUGGAUCUAAAGGGACAGCGGCUCGAAAGUUUUUACGUAUGGUAAACCCAGGUAAAUCAUAAAUUAUAUACAUACAAGUAGAAGCUACUGGGUGAAGAAAGAGUAGUGAACGAAGUAUUUUGCAACAAUAGCAAAAUGUAUUAUUGAAACUGGAGCGUGCUAGUAGUAGUAACAUCUAUUCUGCAAGGCUGUGGUGGAGGUUAGCUAUUUUGAAUAUGAUAACCCGUUUUAUAAAUGAAUUCAGCGAUCCCUAAACCCGGUUUGAAUGUGGAUUCGGGCAGUCUCUGCACACCUGUCGCCACCUUGUCGGUGGGGGAAUGAGAAUGCAUGUUCAAAGGGCCAGCUCUUACUCAAAUACAAAGAUACAGCAUGACGGGGAUUUGGAAGACGAUCGUCAAGCCUUGGUGGAGGAGCAGAAAGCAAGUCGAGCCCGGGCUCGUCAGUUCUCUUCGGAAACAAAUCGCAGAAGACGAAUUCUGGAGGAGAGGCGAAAAGAAGAAGAUGUGAGGGAGCAGAGAGUGAGGGAAGACAUCCUCCAGCAGAGGAAACAGAGAGUACAAGAGGCGACAGAGAGGUUUCAGAGAGCACAUCUCCCUCCAGCACAGAGAAAGAGACAAGUUUAUAGAAAACAAACACCUCGAUUAGAAGAAGCCCUUGAACAGAUCCAAGGAUCUUUUUCGUCCUCCUCUCUUUAUUCUCCAAUCAACUUGAGAAACCCCACCAAUAACAGGAUCCACUCUUCAUCUCCAAACUCUUCAGCAGUCUCGAGCAAUUCUCGCUACCAGAAGCAGCUGUCAGCAGCAGUGGCCUACGCCAAACUGAUGCAGGAGAAGAGCGGCACCAACCUCAUGAACAGCCAGCUACUGUUUCAGCAUGAGCUGCAGGAGACACAGCGCCUCCUGGCAGAGCAGCAGGAUUUUCAACAAGAAGUCAGACAGCUUGGACAAUCUGAAAGCUUAUCUAGCCUGGACAGCUUGGAGAAUGAAGAGCAGAGCUAUACCUCUACGGCAAAUUGCCAACGUCCAUUUUAUACUUCUCCAGAGGACCAUGCAUCCAACAAUUACAGACGACCUCAGUCGCCACGGAAGCACCUUAGUGGUAUGUCCUCUGCAGCUGAGAUGCUGUUCUCUAAAACUGAGAGCCAUGAUCUGUGGAACCAGCACAGUUGGACGUCUGCAAACUGUCAGACACAUCCAUUAUCAAACACAACUAAUGAAUCAAUUAUUAACAAGUGUUUGAACAGUAAACGGCAACAAGAAACAACUCAGAACAGAAGAGACGCCCACAUUGAUCAUCAGUGUCCCAAUGCUAAAGAAUCCUUUUACAAUGACCACAUUCCUUUAGCCCUAAAUACAAAUGUUAGUUGUAAUCCAUGUGGGCCUGAACCUAGACUUACAACAGCUGUACAGGACAAACUUGAAAGACACAGUGAUUUAGUUAAGGGUGGUCCGACAGUUACACCGAGUAAAGCUUGGUCUACCCCAGAUCCAACACCAAGAGAAACUCUAAUUUCAACACAAGACGGUCAACCUGAGUCAAUACAGCAGAUCAGGAAUCCGUCCGUGCAUUUCUCAUCCCAGCCUAUUGCAACCCCAGUGAUUUUACCUUCCAGCCAUUCUAAAAGUGAGGCAGAUACAAACAACACCUCUGCACCCCCCAGCACUUUACAGGAGACCAUAAAUCAUACAGAAAGCACUCAUGUAAAACCAGUUGACAAAGUUACUCCCAAUCAUUGCACAAAGGGUAAUGAAAGCAGUCCUGUCACUGCCAAGAAGAGCAGUGUUGGAACAGCCAAUUAUGGAUUAAAAAGUGAAAAAGUUAAUGAUGCAGACACCCCUGAUCAUGUACCCAAGUCAUUCCAGGUUAAAAAUAAUGAUACUCCCACUGCUGGUGAGCAAAAGAUGCAGCAAAUAAGAACAGACAAAUCACCAUCCUCUUCCAGUUCAGUCCACAGCAAGUUAAAUAGUGCUGUUUCUGAGACAAAGAAUGAGAAGAAGGUAAUUAAGGGCAUACUCAAAAAACAGUCAAAGUAUGUGACCCUCAAUGCUGGCAGUGUUGUUUUUGGAAAACAAAUUGGGGUAUCUAUCAGGGACAGCGUUGAGCUAACAAAACAGAAAGAGAAGGAAUCAGAGAAUGUCAAGACUAAGAAAAAACUGAAGUGGUUUGAUGAAAUUGAUCAAGGUAAUGAAGACGAGGAGGAGAUGGGAGAAGAUGAGGAACUAGCCAACCAGAAUCAAGCUAAGAACUCCCAAAUUAAAAGCAAUCUUAAUAACCCAUCAGCUGCUGCAAAACAUCAUCAGGGUCAGUUCCAGACUGCUACCAUGACAACAACCCCUGAGGUGACCCAGGUCAUGACUUCUGUGGCUUCCACUGGUUAUCAUUUCACUAAACAAGCUUGGGCAGACUCCAAGGGUCAGGACAGUAAGCUGCAGGAACAGAACGAGGCUAGUCCACGGAAGGGAAGGCAGAAGGUACCAAGAAGAGCUCGAUCAGCCAGGGCUCGGCUGGGCAGUGCUGCCAGCAAGACCAGAAAGGGCACCAUUUUCAGGCCGCAAUCUGCUGGCGAAGCUGUCAAUGUUGUUAAAUCACAGGGUAAAAUCUUAGUACCUCACCCCCCACCCAAGCUCCUUCCUUCUGCGGACAGGCUGCUUGUCACCAGAAAUGGGGAGACAGUCAUUAAGCCCCCCAGGUCACUUUAUACAGACAUUUACUCUGGUAACAAAGGAAGCAUGCCUGUGGAACAUGCCUCAUACAAAAACAUUCCAGAUGGCUGUUCUCUGCCACAGGGUAAUUCCUUCACCAGCAGUGCUGUCACCUUCACACCAUUCCCACCUUCCUACACAGUCUCAGCCUACGAGACUGUCACCAAGGCCACCUACUUGGCCAACACUGUAGAGGCAGUGGACGAGCAAGAGGGCUUGCACAGUGCUCUCAGACGGGGUCCGGUCUAUGGAGAGAACGGUCUGCGUGUGGACCAUACACCCACGGAUGAGGAGAUCACAAAGCUGUGGCAGGGUGUCCGCAGUGCACUGACAUCCAAGGAUGAUGACUCUCAGAGCUUUGCUGCUCACAAUGGUCUUUUGUCUAACCUGCAUCAACCUCGACCCAGUCUAUCCCAUUUUACCAUUGAUGGCGGUAGCCUGAUGAAUGGAGUCAAGUCGGUCACUAGAAUGGGUGGAUUUUUUGUUUCUCCAUCAAAUUCUGCUGUCAACAGGAGAAAACAGAUCAUGGACAGUAAUGGGACUAAACACAGAGCUCUUCUGGAGCAAAGAAGACAGACCAUAGGUUCUGCUACCAGGAAGCCAGCUCUCAAUGGACAGGGAUCUGUAAGGACUGUCCAGAUCAGUCCAUUCCCAAGCAACUUUGAACCAGCAAGCAUGUUGAACCCUGAUCAAGUUUCUGAGAGCACAGCCCAGUUCCUGCUGGCAGAAAACCUGGCACAUACCUCCACUGCGGACGGUGAGAUCCUGGCUGCCAUGGAAACGGUGCAAACACAGAAACACACGUUCCUGCAGCACCGGGCCCAGCAUCUGGGCCUCAGCGCAUUGUCCCUGGAGGAACAGAAACUCCUUCAGUCGCUGGACCGCCUCAACCACAGGCUGCUGAACGUACAGGAUGCUUAUGGAGGGAAUCCAUCUGCGACAGGAGUUUUGCAGAUUACUUCUCCUUUCGUUAUAAACCAGGGUGUCGCAGCAGGCCCGGCAGCUCGGCCCGGAGAGAUAUCUAUUGCAGCCCGGUACAGAAACCGAAGUGCCUCUGCUGACAAUCGCACACGAUCACAGAGGCGAUAUUGAGACAACUGCAAGCAGUGCUCAUCGGUAUCAAAUUUUAACUUCCACUGAAUCCGGUAUUAAGGACGGUAGUACCUAUAUGGAAGGACCAGCUGUAUAUUUACCCUGCAGAUGAAUCCCCAUAUAUUAAAAGGUCUGACUGUGUUUGUGGUUAUUAAAAACUGCAUUAUAAUAAAGCACUUUACUUUUUAAAAUUAUCUUUAAAUUACAAAUACAAAAUUAAAAACUGUAAUACUAAUGUUGUUUGCAAGUUUGGGAAAUACUGUAUUUGACAGAUAGUAACUUGUUCUUUGCCUAAACCAUCCAAAAAAUAGCAAUAAUGUUUAUAAAUAAGCCAAAGUCUACGUCUUUUGAUUGCCUGGGUUCUUUCUAGCCUUGGAAGGUACAAGAUACACUGUAAAACAUGUGCACCCUGCUUUUCAUUUAUAUAGUACAAGUACAAAUAUAUAUUUUUGAAAGAUAUUUUAUCUAGCAUUUGUUUAAAAAGUAAGCUUUUUGAUAUCUGAUCAUUUUUAUGUACAUUAAAAUACAGAUGGAUUGUAGAAUUGCUUUCUGUGCAAUAAUUGUGUAAAUAAUUGAGUCGAUUUUUAAGUGUUACCGUUUGUAGUGUAAUAACCUAAAAAAAAAAAAAAAGCCAUUUGACAAUUCAAUAUACAAUAAAACCUAGGGUUACCAUCAUUUGAACAGUGCGGUCACCUGCAGUUACCAGACAGAAGUUUGUUUUUUCUUCCAUAUUCAAGUGAAUGACAGCAGCAUCUUGAAUAAGCAGUCACCUGUGUUAAACAGUCACACAUGUUCAGUCCCUUUGGUGAUUCAGAUUUUGACGUUAGGUUUAAAGAGAAAGUAGCGGGGUUCUAAUAAAUACAGCGUUAUACGUCUCCACGUGUUGCUACAACUGUUAAAAUAAC
This is a messenger RNA of Polyodon spathula (Mississippi paddlefish), 4723 nucleotides long. It is a transcript of the gene cep126, whose product is annotated as centrosomal protein 126. Lineage: Eukaryota; Metazoa; Chordata; Actinopteri; Acipenseriformes; Polyodontidae. The record is from RefSeq and is a predicted model, not a curated record. Gene Ontology annotation, cellular component: midbody; ciliary base; centrosome. Bases 342 to 3818 code for a protein of 1158 amino acids. Gene Ontology annotation, biological process: non-motile cilium assembly; cytoplasmic microtubule organization; mitotic spindle organization. The transcript is spliced from 12 exons.